This is a messenger RNA of Penicillium canariense, 753 nucleotides long. RefSeq lists its product as uncharacterized. The record is from RefSeq and is a predicted model, not a curated record. NCBI's taxonomy places the organism in Eukaryota, Fungi, Ascomycota, Eurotiomycetes, Eurotiales, Aspergillaceae. The transcript has a single exon. Bases 1 to 753 code for a protein of 250 amino acids.
AUGUACAGAAUGGAACCGAGCUACGACCGAGUGUCCUCGAGUGAAGAUGGGCUCGAUGAGCCCAAGAAGCGCCCCGAGCCUCAAAGACUGCGGCCCUGGGCCCGGAAUAUCCUCCUCUUAUCCUGUCUCGCGAGUGCCCUGACGGGUGCAGUUUUUGGGUCCAUCUCCUCGACAUUGACCACCUCAGCGGUCAGUCAUUUCCAUGUCAACGUCAACGACGCCCACGCAUCCGACCUGUCUCCUUCAUCGGUGGUAGAACCCGUCAGCGUUGAAGCGGCGGAUUUCAUGCUCGACUGCGGCGACACCCCGGCCAAGGCGCGAGCCCAAGGGUGCAUCUUUGACACUAUGCUGCAACUCUGGGUGCCCCCAGCGUGCCUGGAUUCCAAGCUCACCGAGCGAUUUGUGGCCGAGGGCAAUUGGACAUGGUACGCCGACAAAAAGGCCCAGCAUCCUAUCCCCUAUGAGGUGCUGAGCCGCGGCGACCAUCAGGUCGCAUUUGCGGCGGACAACUACCAUCGAUCGCACUGCUACUAUACCUGGGAGGUGCUGGUGCGCGCCCUCCGCAACCACAGCCCGAUCAUGGAGGAGAUGAUUUCCUACGACCACGUCAUGCACUGUCGGAUGGCUGGCUUGCUGCCCAUGGAAUAUGACAAGACCGUGGCAGUGGAGAUUCAUCCGGGAUACACCAAAUGUGCGCCCUAUAGCACUUGGAUUCGAAAUCUUCCGGAAGACAAGCAUUCGUCCCUAGAGUAG